Rubroshorea leprosula is the source of this 755-nucleotide messenger RNA. Lineage: Eukaryota; Viridiplantae; Streptophyta; Magnoliopsida; Malvales; Dipterocarpaceae. The record is from the annotation of a GenBank genome assembly.
GUUUGCUACAGGAUGGUAAGACAGUUACACAUAACAGUAAGAUAGAUAAAAGGAACAAGAGAAAGAAGAAAGUUUCACAUAGUUUGAGAGUCCAACCAGCAGCUCAGUUAACAAAAAUACAUAACUUAUCCAGGCAUCUCCUGUGUUGCCACUUCUAUGGUGCAAAAUGAUAGCUAAUUCAGCUGACAAAAUCUCAGAAAGGGGAUGAAGAUGAGCAAGACCUAAGCUAUCCCAUGCCAAGCUCAGCAGGAGCCAGAGGAAGCAAUCCCCAGUUGAAUCUAAACAAAACUAUGGAAAACAGCUAAAACUAGAAAUUGACAAACCUUCUCAUGCAAUACGAUAAGCUAUGAUCCUGCCUCGCCGUGGAGGAGUUGCACAUAUGGUCAGGAGGAUGAGAGCUAUAACGAGUGCCACGAGAAAACCAGUGAGAUCCAAACCAUCUCCUUCACUUAUUUCGGUGCAGAUCAACUUUCCCAUCUCCAAGUUUGUGAGCAAAUUCUGUUGUUGCCUCCCUGAUGGAUUCUUCAGAGAAACUACAAAGGAAUGCAAAUAAUACAGAGGCACGUUUAACACAGGUUUGUUCUUAUAUUUCUUCCUCAAGUCAAGUCAUCGAUGGAGUAUGAAGGCGACUCUGCACCCUGAUUUGAAGAAUUCUCUGAAAAAUUAGUUCUUUGAGGUUGACUUAAAUGGUUAAAAGAACACGGAUUCAAAUCUCUUUAAUAUCCUUUAAAUGAAAAUAAUUAUGAUGUGUCAUA